AUGGCCUUGGUGGAGGCGGCUCCGAAGAAGAAGGCCGAGAAGAGGUUCAGCACAAAAUAUGCUGCAGAAGUGUCCGAGGACAUGUCUCCUGCUGAUCGGCGGAAGAAGCUCGGGAAGAUGUACGAGCUCAAACGUAAGGAGAGCCGCGGCCGAGUCAAGUCUCGGUAUGGAGACCAUGCAGAGGUGGCCGCUGCAAAAACGCCCGAAGAGCGUAGGAAGAUCCUGCAGAAGCUGUACAAGAGAGGAAAAAAGUCGGCGGCCGAGAAGAAGAAGGCGAAGAAGAAGAAGAAGGCCGACAAGAAGAAGAUAAAGCACCGGGGCAGGCCAGCGGACCAGGACGGCAUGGCUCUCUCGUCAGACAGCGAGGACCCUGCGGCCGAGGAGGCGGAAGAGGCGGAGGAAGAGGCCGAAGAGGAAGAUCCAACCGAGGAUGUGCCGGCCCAGCCUAUCGCUGCUGCUUCGCCCGAGGAGGCUGCUGUCUCGCCCGAGGAGGAGCUGCGGCUUGCCCGGGAUGAGCUGCGGCGGGCCAGGGUGAAGAUCACUCAACUGGAGAGGCAGCUGAGGUGGCACGAGACGGUCCGGGACUGGGUGUCGCAGGCUGUGGUCUGGGGGUACACCAACAGACGAUGUGUCGAGACCCUGCCCGAGUGGGUGUGGCUUGAGGGCCGAGACCUGGCCGAGACCUAUGCCGAGCACGUCCGAGUGAGGCACCAGGUCGCCGCUGCGAGUCAGGCCAGCGAGGCCGACGAAGCCCCGAGGACGCCGAUCAGGCACCGUUUUUUGGGAAAGCAUCCGCAAGGGUAG
This is a messenger RNA of Symbiodinium sp. CCMP2592, 804 nucleotides long. NCBI's taxonomy places the organism in Eukaryota, Dinophyceae, Suessiales, Symbiodiniaceae. The record is from the annotation of a GenBank genome assembly.